Cydia pomonella (codling moth) is the source of this 6861-nucleotide messenger RNA. It is a transcript of the gene Tdrd3, whose product is annotated as tudor domain-containing protein 3. Gene Ontology annotation, molecular function: protein binding; RNA binding. The coding region runs from base 211 to 2400 and encodes 729 amino acids. Gene Ontology annotation, biological process: mRNA processing. The record is from RefSeq and is a predicted model, not a curated record. The transcript is spliced from 8 exons. NCBI's taxonomy places the organism in Eukaryota, Metazoa, Arthropoda, Insecta, Lepidoptera, Tortricidae. Gene Ontology annotation, cellular component: cytoplasm; nucleus.
GCUUUACAUUUUCAGUUCGGUGUGUUUGAGUUCUUUUUCUAAAGGGUGAUUUUCAAGCGUUUUUAUUACACAACGAAAUGGCUUCUUAUUGUCUAUGCUAUGAGAUUUUGACAUUGUUUGACAAAUGGUACCGUAUGUCUCCGACGAUUGGCGAGUGGAGUGAAAUUUUUGUAUUUAAUUUCUGAGGAAGAAUGAGCCGCAAAUGAAAACAUGUCAAUUAGGGAUAAUCUUGCAGUACUGGGCUGGCACAUUAGUCAAGAAGGUUUCGAUACUAUUAGCGACAACGGAGCAAUUCAGGAUGUAGAUGUUCUAAGCAGACGUGCUUUAGACUAUGACCUGCGGGAUAUUGGCGAGGCCGCCUUUCCUGAAGACUUCCCGAAGGACCCGUCGAAGCUAGAGAAACCGAUCGUCGUUCAAAUACAAAAGAUUAGGAAUGUGUCGGCUCCAAAAGCUAAUGAAGAGUCAAAUUAUGCGCCUCGAAUGUUAAAAUUGAUUCUAAAUGAUGGGAAAAGUUCAUGCACUGGAUUGGAGACAAGCGCAAUCUCUAGUAUAAGUAUAAACACGCCGCCCGGAACCAAACUGUUGCUGAAGAAUGAGGGGUUGGAGGUGUGCCAUGGGGUCAUCUGGCUAACACCCAGUGUGGUCACUGUGCUGGGGGGUAAGGUGGCCCACAUGAUUGAGAAGUGGGAGUUGGUCCGGAGUCUUGCCAAGCACACUAGGGGGGGUGUUGGAGUGGAUGGAGGCCCUCCCCCCUGGAUCCCUUUUGGGCAACGUCUGGAGGCUGUCACUGUGGACAAGCAAUUCAAAAGCAUACAAGAGGCCUCUAAGCAGGACAAUGCUGAGUUUGAGGCACAAAGGAAAGGUGCUAUUGCUGAGGCCCAGAGGAUGUCUGGAGUUAAGAAGAUCUUUGGCGGAGGCACGAAACCCCUACUGGAUGCUAAUGUGCAGAAAAUCAUUGAUGCAGGCUUCACCGAGGAGCAGGCAGAGAAUGCUCUGCGAUAUACAAAGAAUAAUGUUGACCGAGCGCUAAGGAUGCUGCAAAAGAGAGACAACUCUGAGAAUAGAAGAGAGAAGCAGCAAAAAGAACCAGAGCAACCCAAGCGCAAGGGGCGGAACAAGGAGGCUAAUGAUGACGACAACAUCGCCGUCAAACCUUCCGGGAAAGUGUCUCUGUUCGAUUUCCUAGAAGAUAAACUACCCAAUGUUCCCGAUAAGGACAAAAGCAAUCGUCAAUAUAACAAUAACACUAAUGACGAUAGGGAAAGUAGGAACUAUAGGGACAGGGAUACAAGAGAUAGAAAUGGUGGCAAGAACAAUCAGCGGCCUCAAGGAUCGCGGUACGACGGCAACAACAGGCACCGGCCCGACAGAGGACACUACAAUGACGGCCAUCACUCACAUAGAGAGGACAGGAAAUAUCAGCCUCAAAACGAGAAACCACCUCGCUUUCAAAAAAAAUUGGAGGAAAAAAAUAAACAACAGCAACAGCAAGUGAAUUAUAAUUUAAACACUAAUCCAUACGUCAACUCUUAUCACAACCCGCCGCAGCCUCAAUACGGUGAUAGGAAUAUGAGGAACGACCGAAACAACGAUAAGAUGCAGCAACCUCAAUACCGGAACAACAACCACAUGGACAGCCUGACGGAGGCCACGUCGAACCUGAGCCUGCUGGCGAGCCAGCGGGCGGACGAGCGCGGCUACCCCGCCGAGCAGUACCACAAGCCGUACGUGCCGGCGCCGUCCCCCGCCGCCGCCGCCCCCGCCGCCCCCGCCGCCGCCUCCGCGCGGGACGUGCCGCCCUUCCGCCGCGCCGCCGACGCGCCCAACUACCAGGAGCCCUACCAGCGGCGGCAGCAGCCUAAUGGGUACAUGGAGACGGCGUGCCUGUACGGAGCGCCGGCCUCGGCGCCGGCGCCGGGCGUGGGGUACAACUACUCGCGGCCGCUGUACGGCCACGGGCAGCACGGGCAGCACGGGCAGCACGUGCAGCUCGGGCAGCACGCGCAGCUCGGGCAGCACGGGCAGCACGCGCAGCUCGGGCAGCACGGGCAGUACGCCCGCGAGCGCGGCCCGUUCCUGCCGGGCUCGCUGCUGGGCUUCCAGAACGCCGCCGUCAACGAGCAGGCGCGCGCCAUGCUGGGCGUGGCCGACAUACGCUGGAAGGUCGGCGACCGCUGCCUGGCGCUCUACUGGGAGGACAACAACUUCUACGAGGCAGAGAUCACCGGUAUAUCCGCAAAUACGGUGGUAGUGAAGUUCUGUGCAUACGGCAACCACGAAGAAGUCCUCAAAUCCAAUUGCCUGCCCUUCCCCAACCAAGCGGCCCCAGCAGCGGGCGGGGCGGGCGGGGCGGCCAGCAGCGGGUACCUGCGCGGCGGGCUCCCCGCGCGGCGCGCCUAGGGGCGCGGCGCGGCGCCCGGCCGCGCGUGGCGCAGCUGACCGUCGCCGCCAAGCCGCCUGCCCGACGACGACGGCAGACUUCUCCGCGUGCCGUGCGGCUAGGCUCUCCCGGGACAUUUUAUCGACCUUCUAUCGGUGACGUUGUCAGUGGCGGCCGAGGAGUGACGGAUUCCGUACUGCGGUCACGCUUAACUUGCGGUCCCGUAAUCGCUUUCCUUCGGUCGCCUGAUGGCAUGUGAAUGAUAUUCUUUAGGAUCUAAACACAGUGGUGACGAAACGUCGGCCGGCCUCUACGGAAACUCGCUUUAAUUUUUAGGGCGUGAGUCUUUAAGGCUCGACGGAGCCUAACUCGUAUCAAUAGUCGGUUGAUGUGUUACUAACUUGAAGUGAAUGUCCGAUUACUCGUACGACGUUUGGGUUUUACGCCUGACGAUGACGCCUAAAUCUAAAAUGAAUCAAACGGCUGUAGAACGAUCGUCGCUAUUUAUCAGUUACUAAUUAUUAUUUAAGCUUCUUUUCACACACAUCCAUUUUAUGAUUGCCUUUUUAUUUUUAUUUAUUGGUAAAAGCCUCCAUAUUUUCCCACUUCUGUUUGUCAGUUACUAAUUAUCCUUAUCUUAUAUUGCGAGACUUUGUAUUCGACCGCCCCUUAAGGUCUAAACACUUUAAUUAUUUUAUUAAUUCGUUUGUGUGAGAUGAACCGGCACUAAUUUUAACUUUCUAAUCAAUAUAACUUAUGCUACCGCAUAGCAGAAGUGCUAUGCCACAGACUGGACCAUCUACUGUACUUCUAGACACUGCGAACGAUCGGAAGUACAUAUAUUGCUAAAAAUAAAACGUAAAAAAUACUAAAAUAUCUAUGAGGCAAAAUAAGGCAAUGAUUAAUCACACACUUGAGAGAUGGAACGAUAUUUAUAUUAUGAUUUUCUGUUUCUCGAGAACUACAAUUGUGUUUCUUUUGGAUUCCUACUGAUUGAUGUCUUUUGCAUUUUGUUUUUUGAUUUCGAAAAACCCUAGAGAAACAGUGAAAAAGACUGGCACUGGCUGAGGAACUGGCAGUGGUGUUUGCGUACUGACAUAGGUUCAGUCUGAAUCUUUUCGAUAUGCAUUAUCUUUUUAAAUCGUACCUAAACGGAUAUCAAUACGGACUUUUGAACCUGGAGUUCCAAAAGAGGGAAUAUUGAAGCGGCAACCUUCCCACCGCCGAUGAUUACCUAUAGAGAAGUAAUUUUUUUUCAUAACGGGAAAAUGAUUUAUCUUAGAAAAUGUUAUGUUUUCGUCGACAGUGGGAGUAGUCUUCGAUCAAAGAUUAACACAUUCAGUGCCAGGAACCCUCGACAAGCGAGGUAAUUUUUGCUCAGAUGUUAGACAACCCACUCAACCCAUUAGGUGGGUUGCUGCUAUAGGUAGCCAUAGAUAACAACAGGCUACGCCAAAGAGCCCACCUAGCGGGCACACAGCACCACGGCCAGCAGGGUUGGCACCAGCAAAGAAGCUUUAAUUAUUAUAUUAUUUAGACAUGCAUCAAUACGUUUGAUAUUUCGUAAAUUAUACUAAAUCCUUUCAGAAUUGUGUAUGUAUGUUUUACGUUAUUUAUGUUUACAUUUAAAUUGCUUCGUAAAAGCGUCACACAGUGGCGAGACCAAGAACUAACAAAAUAAAAGUAACAGGAUGUUUGAUUAUGAAAGUUAGCACAGACCUGGCGCCUGCCUUAUACUGUGUUGAUUGUUAUGUGGCCUCGCGGUUUUUGUCCUGUUUAAUUCUAUGUCUGGCACUGAAUGUGUUAAUAUACGUAUCUCCUAUAUUACAUCAUGAUCACGAACAUAGAGAGUACUGGCUGCUCUCCCGUUGCGCGGACAGGUGCCAUAAGAUUAAACUGCACUUUCAUUCGAAGAUAUGACCCCUCACUGUUUAUCACUGACAGAUGUUCCGUUCCACACUUGGAAAGGUGAUGGCAGCUCUUGUAUAAUUUUCUUAUUAAGCGGCCUAACACGGCCUUUAUACUCGUAAAGGGUUGAACUAAUAGACAAAAGAAGUUCCGUUUGCUCGUCUCUUAGUUUACAAGCGACUUACUAAUAUUUUUCAGAGCUAUUUAUUUCUUAACGUAACUCGAAACCAACGUACCUAAAACAGUGAGAGACAGACAUUGACAGUGUUUGGCACGUGACAAAGACUCAACCUUUCUACUGUGCUAACCCUUUGCGUAAUAAAUCACAAAGAUUUUACUGUAAAAAUGCUUGUUAUUUGUUAAAUUAUGUGUAAAAAACAGGUAUCUCUCAAGGCUGGAUUCCACUAGUGUGCGGCGCAACCAUUCUUUUUACUGAAUAUGCUUGUGCCACACAGUGCCGCAUAUUGGUGGAAUCCCGCCUUUAUAUUAGGCUUGGCCGAGUCAGGUAUUUUGAAAACGACAAUUUCAAUAUUUCAAAAUAUAUGACAGGAUCUGUUACGCAAGGCUAAGAGUCCUGUCAAGUCAUGCUCCAAUAGGAAGAGGCACACUCUUAGACCAUUGACAUAAAUAUCUAAGGACGGGCCUUACGGUCACUAAGAGCACCAUUCUUAAACUUAAAAAAAGUAGUUCAGCGGUGUCAAUCACGAAUUCGUGUGCAUGACACCGCUGUACUGCUCCAUUCUUAUUGCUCGUAAGGCCCGUCCUUAGAUGUAUGUCAAUGCUCUAGACAAUCAAAAGACCCAAGCGCAGUCUCGUGACACAGAGUCGAAAUUUUCUAAUUUAGACUUAAAAGACUCGAGUUAUUCAAAUUACAAUCGUUGGGAGGCAACUAUCGGGAAAAAGACCAUGGCCCUAUUUGCUUGGUUUGUCUAUGCACUUCUGCGGCGCGGUUCUUUUUUCCUUCGACUGUCAACUGUCUCUAUUAUAACUUGUCCCAGAAAAUUACAACUGUGGGCUGUGGGCAAGCGGAGGUCAGAAUGUAUAAAGUAGCAAAGUCCUCAUUUAAGUCAAAUCUACAAUCUAAGUGAUCCGAUUGAGCUUAUUCGCGUCUGAACAAUUCCCUAUUAGAAUACAUAGUAAAUAGGUAUUCGGAGUUUCUUUCUCUACGUCUCGAUCACUUUUGCAUUAUCGGUGUUGGAGAUGGAGAUUCAGAACCUGGAAUUUAAAGAAACACUUAACGUUUGGUCGCUUCAAUCCAAGCUUCGUCGUGUUUUUGUUAUUCGAUUAUCAGUCAACGCCAUGAAGUUUGGAUAGAAAUAACCAUCAUAAUAUGAUCUGAAUUCAAUGCGGGGUCACUAGGGAAGAUGACUAUUGGCGAGAGCAUUUUUUUUAUAGAAACAUCGCUGGAGGAGCAUUAGUUGGUGGGUUAACUUAUAGUGUAACAAAAGGAUAUAACUCUCUUGCGAUAAUUUAUUGACUUGUAUGUAACCAAUCGUAGCACGUAGCUUGUAUAAGUGUAUUUUGUUGUAUUUUAGAGCAAAACAAUGUAAUAUAUUAAUUAUUGCAGUUUGAAGUCAAGAUGUUGUUUGAAAAGUAUUUUUAUUCACCUUAACCAGUGUAUACACUUGUGUUUUAAAGUUACUAGCAAUAAUAGCAAUCGUGAAUUAUGAAGUUUUAUUUGAAUAUUUUUUACAUUUAAUUUAUUUUACACCAGAUCUGUAAUAACUAUGUUGACACACCUUGUGUUGUCGGCAUAGUUAAUUCGCCCUAAUAUUAUUCACGAUAACGUUUGUAUCAUCUAAUUGGGCCUGUUUUUGGUGACCAACUUAAGAAAUGUAUAAGUAUAGUUAAGGUCUUAAUUUGUCUAUUAGUUAGGUAGUAUCAUUAAAAUGAUUCCAAUGUAUAUCUGAAGUAAUCUAAAAAUGUAAGUAAACCUGUUUCCUUACACAAAAUAAUUAAUUUAAUUGUCGAAGAUUUAAGGCUUCAUUAAGGCCUUAACUAUGCAAAAACUUUUAAAAUUUGCUUAAAAUCCUAUGUUUAAAAACAAUUAACUCAUACCUUUAAGAGGGGGCGAUAAGUCCGGAAAUAGAAGGGGACAAAAGAUAUGGCGCGCCGCGCGAAACUUGCGAUGCAAGAAAUGGUCAUAGCGCGAGUUUUGACCUUUUAUUUCAAUUACUCUAAAAUAUACUUCUUGUUAUAUUUUGCUUGUCAUGUCCCUCUGUUUUACCACCAGCUAUUUUAAGUACGACGAAAAAUUCGUGUAAAAAAUCAAUAUAAAAACUAUGAUAUUGUGUUAGCCCCCUCUUAAACAGUUGUAGACGGUCCAGUUGUAAUCUCUGUGCGUGUCGCCUAUGUGCGAGCGGGACGCACUAAUUUCGGUCUCCGAAUUCAGUCCCACGUUUAAAGAAACCUAAAGUAAAACAUUCAGUUUUUCUUUUUAAUUAUGAAGUGUAGUUUGUCAACGGUUAGAUUGAACACGUUGCUUCGUUGGAUACAUUUUGUAUAGGUAGAUACCAAUUUUAUGUUAAGGUAACCCUUUAUUAACAAAAAAGCUAUUAAAAGAAAGUGUACUA